This is a messenger RNA of Aspergillus puulaauensis, 1410 nucleotides long. Its product is annotated as FAD-binding oxidoreductase. The coding region runs from base 1 to 1410 and encodes 469 amino acids. Gene Ontology annotation, molecular function: FAD binding. NCBI's taxonomy places the organism in Eukaryota, Fungi, Ascomycota, Eurotiomycetes, Eurotiales, Aspergillaceae. The record is from RefSeq and is a predicted model, not a curated record. The transcript has 6 exons.
AUGGCCUCGGUCGCAGACCCCGAUUUGACGACCCUCCGGUCGCUGCUCUCCGACAAUGAAAUAAUUAGUCCAGAAUCACCAGAUUACAUCGAAAGCAGCAAGACGUGGGCUUCCCAGAAGCAAUACCGUCCCCGCCUCGUCGUGCGACCGACGUCCAUUGAAUCGCUCAGCAAGACCAUCGCUCAUCUAUACUCGACAAAGCUCGACUUCGCCAUCUAUGGCCAUGGAUUCAUGUCUGCGUCCGCCAAGGACGUGGUCGUGAAUAUUUCCUGCUUUGAUGAAUUCCAUCUCAACAAGUCUUCGACGUCGGCCACCGUUGGCGCCGGCCAGACGUGGGAGCAGGUCUACCAGAAACUAGAGGAACAGGCACCGGAAUAUGGCAUCGUCGGCGCCCGUACACCAUCCGUGGGAGUCGGUGGAACUAUUCUCAACGGCGGCUGGUCUUGGCUUUCCGGCGAGUUUGGCUGCAUCUCUGACCCGAUCAACUUCCUGGACGCACAGGUCGUCAAGUAUGAUGGUUCGGUUGUUUGGGCUUCGUCAGAGCCAGAUUUAAUGUGGGCGCUUCGUGGCGGAGGAGGCGGUUUUGGAGUCCUCGUCAACGCGGUGCUCCGUGUGUUCCCCUAUCCUCGCGAUAUUUGGACUGGGUCGAUCCUAGUCCCCAGUGAGCAUCUGGAACAGGUGGCCGAGGGAGUUUCCAACUUCGCCUCUCAUGAGUCCGAUCCCAAGGUCACCAUGUUCUUAUACGUUCUGAAAGAAAAGGUGCUUAAAUCGAUCGCGCCAGAGGCCACGUCCGACAUGAUGGUGAUUCAUGCGUUUGAUGCUAACGGUGAAGCCCACGGCCGAGAGAGCUUUAAAUGGGCAUUGGACAUUCCUGGUGCUAUAGAUCAAACCAAGAUGAGCACCUUGGCCGGUGUGGCGGAACUACAGAAGAGUGUUUCCAACGUGAAAGGAACGAUGGCCCAGUACUGGGCUCCGUUCGUGCUCCAGGACAUCCCAAAGGAGAUUGUCAUGAAAUCUGUCAAAUGGAUGCAGGGCCUUAAUGAUAUCGACGAAGCAAUUGCUGACUCGACGUACCUUAUCUUUGAAGUAUUCUGCACACGAGACCCCCCUGGGCCUAUAUCUGAGGUUGCCUGGCCCAGACCUCCUCGCAGCAAACAUAUUCUCCUCUUUGGCCCUGGAUGUCCGGCCGCUGAGGCCCAAGAUAAGGCGGCCAUUGCUCGCAAGUUGGCAAUUGAAGUACCCACCGCAGUGUUGGGUAGCGACCAAGAGGUGCACAUUCUACCUAAUGGGGCUGAAGAGUACCAUGACUCGAAAAAGAUCUGGGGUCCGCAUUUUGAGAAGCUACAGACUGUGAGGAGGCGAUAUGAUCCACAGUGCAGGUUCAGAGCCCCAGUCGAGUGUGAAAAUUAG